Molecule: messenger RNA, 6018 nt
Organism: Synchiropus splendidus (mandarinfish)
Lineage: Eukaryota; Metazoa; Chordata; Actinopteri; Syngnathiformes; Callionymidae
Gene: shisa7a
Product: protein shisa-6
Exons: 6
Coding region: 1587-3659 (690 amino acids)
Biological process (GO): regulation of short-term neuronal synaptic plasticity; regulation of AMPA receptor activity
Cellular component (GO): postsynaptic membrane; postsynaptic density; AMPA glutamate receptor complex
Source: RefSeq, a predicted model, not a curated record
AUUUACCUGAGGGGGUGUUCGCAGUUGUUUUCUCACAGGCAGAUGAGAGUCCGAGUCUACUCCAAACCGUUUUGUCUGAGGGGGAAUUAGGGCCCGCAGGAAGAACGCCAGGGAGAGAUUUGAGUGGAAUGAAUGUGAAUCCCGUCAGUUGUAAAGGCCUGAUGCCCGUCAGCAUUGAGCUUCUGACGGACCAAUCACAGCGCUCCCUCACAGGCGGACCUCCGUGAGGCCAGUCGCAGUUAGGCGGUGUAACCUAUCGCUCAGAAAACAUGACGGGAGCAAGCAUCAGUCCGUGUAAGAUGCGGAAAAGUUAAUAUCGUCGCCUUCCGAUCAGUUUGGCAGAGGCGGCGCGCGGCGAUCCGAACUUUGACGCGCAUGCGGCAGAUGAUGAAAAUGGAAUUAUCCACACGGAGACAACAACUGCGGCUGUUCGCUCGGAAACUGUUAGUGUGAGAGCCGUCUCCUGAACCAGUGAACGUCUGCCUGACCAGCAGCUUCGAUCAACACCUGAAUUUGAAAGCCAUUUCGAGAGGACUGCAAACAUUCUUUUCAACUCUCCAGGGGUAAAAGGAGCACGUCCCCGACACAACUGCCGCAGCUUUCAGCGUCCCGCCUCCCCAUCCGUGCCCACAUUUCUGCCACAGAUAGGAACGUUUUGAUAAUUACAUGGAAUUAUAAGUUUCCGUGGGAGAGGGCUCUGCCUCUGACACAAUCGCUUCACACAUUUACAUAUUUCUCAUCAAAAGUACGAUUCUUUGAACCUCCACAGACAAAUCAGGGAUCAUUUCACUUGGCGACACAUGUCAAAUGGAGAAUGUGUGUAAUUUCUGACGCAGACAGAUGUGGCUGUGGGUGCUCUUGUUCUUUUCUGACUAGCACGCCGGCGCCCCUUUCUCACCCCAAACAUAAUCACGGUAACAUGUCGGGGGAGGAGUGAUGCACCUUUUAUAACCAUAGAAAAGAUGGAGCUGCAUAUAUAGAGAUGAGGAGUGACGAGGUAGCGGGAGGGAGCACUUUGAUGAGAAACCGAAUCAUAAUUUCAAUAUUUCGCUGAGCUAACUAAGUGCCAACUCUGAGUGUCUUUGUGUCAUCAACCUGGACUAAAGCUGAUGGAUCUAAACCUGGCUGUAUUGGAGUGUAGAGUGCUACUGAGAUGUGUUGAUGUUCACUCUUAAAAAAGAACACCAUUAAGAGAAAAGCCGAGCAAGAGUACAGAACGUGACAUUAGUGACUAAAAGCAUGAAGAUUGUCGUUUUCAAGUCAGAACAUUUACACAGCUGUGGCCUCUUCAGCCUCUCAGACUAUUAAAGAGCCUUCAGAGGGCAAAAGAUGCAGCCGUUACACCGUCAGGGUUCCCGCCUACAGGUGAAUUAACAACAUUUUAAUACCAUUAGCCGCUUCCUUUAUGACCUUUCACGCAAUUUUACAAAACAGGUCUAAAUUCUUGUCGCCUGAGAAUCCUGAAUGAGACAUCAGUGCUCGUCACAUGACACCUGAAGCUUUGAUUAUAGUAGGUUAGACUGCAGAUCCAGCCUUGUAGCUGCAUUGACUCAACUACAGAAAAUAGCUCUCUUAGUCAUGUAAAAAUGACGCCCACGAUCAAUCUCCGACUCCUCACUGUCUCACUGCUCUCCCUCCUUUCUGUCUCACUGACCACCUGUGUUGAGAGCUCAGAGGCGCCCCCUCCCCAGCAGACUGACCCCUCAGGGAGAUUGAUAACAGCGACACCCCCCGGGCCUUUACUUCACCUUCUUGCUCUGCAGUCCCAUCAAAGGCCAGCCAAUCUCCAACGAAAACCCAAAUCAAAUUCUGAUACUGGUGAUGGAGUUUUAGAAGCGCUGCCGAGACCGCUGCCUCAAGUCAUGCUUUCCAAGAAUGUCACGUCAUCCGAGGCCCUGGCACCGCCCUUGGGUGCGGCCCAGGUGGCACCCCGGCUGAUGGACGUGUGGAUGGAUGUAUGUCGGGGUUACUAUGACGUCAUGGGACAUUUUGACAGCGCCUUCAACUGCUCCAAGGAUACCUUCAUCUACUGCUGCGGCACCUGCCACUACCGCUUCUGCUGUCCAGACAGCAGUCAGCAACUGGAUCAGGACCGGUGCCGAAACUACGACUCCCCGGACUGGGCCAAGCCUCCCACAGACUCCGUCAUUCUACCAGACGACCUGGGUACUGAACCAGAUGUCGACCCCCUCAGGCAGCAGAGCCACAACACUGGCCUCGUCAUUGGAGGGGUGGUGGUGUUCAUGGCGGUAGUAGCUGCUGGCAUCAAGUUGGUCUUCAACAAAGUCCAGCAGGAAGCCAACCAGAGAGACAUCAACAUGCCCCGAGCUCUGGUCGACAUGCUGCGACACCAGUCCAGUCCGGUCCAGCAGGAUGAGAGGAAUAACAGUGUCGCUCUGACUGUGGGUGAUGGGCAGGGAACACUGGGGAGACCUCCAAAAAAUCUUUAUGCCCCAGGACUGCCAAGCAAGGACAAUAGAUUGGGGAACCUGCAGCACAACUUCAUCCACCCCCAAGGAUCCAGUCCCAAACACACAGCAACUAUUGAACGCACCCCUCGGAUGAACAAUGCUCAGCUGGCAGCCGGGGGCACGCUGCUGUCCAGUAAACACAACAACACCAAAUCCCAGCCGUCCUUCCACCACUCGCUGCACAACCUGGCUCAGCUGCCUCCUUCUUAUGAGAGCGCCACCAAGCCAGAGCUCAACAGAUACUCCUCGCUCAAACGUCUUGAAAAAGGUCUUGAUGAAUACUCAUCUGGCUACUGCACCACUAAACGUCGACCCCACACGGCCCAGCCAGCUCUCCAGUCCUCCCAGCACCACCUACAUUGGGGUGGUGACUACACUCUCAGCGGCAGAGGAACCCUGCCUAGACACGCGGCCCGUCCAUGGAUCCCACCACCACCAUCAGGCAUGCCUGCCUCGCCCACCCCAAAUCCUUACCCUCUGGAUCCUCCAGAGUCACAGUACAACCCCAACUACGAUACCCUGUCCAAGCCCAGGAAAGUCAAGUCCACAGACCAGCUGCUCAACAUGGGCGACGUCCCUGGAAACACUGGUACUCUGUCCCGCAUGUCCAAGAACCAGCAGCACCAGUACUAUAAAGCCAUGGCCGCCUCAAACAAAACCUCCAACACACAGACUCUCACCCGCAAGACCCAGGAUCGUCAGGAGCGACAAGAUCGGAUGCUCAUGUCUCCUGACCACUUGGAGGAAAGGAUGGGCGGGGUGGCAGUGGUGGAUCCAUAUGCUCACACUGGAGGUCCAGUUCCGACUCUUCCGCGCCAGCAGAAGGCCCAGUCUCAGCAGAAUGUCUGUGCUACUCCCUCCCUGGACCGACACCACAUGAUCAAGAUGAACUCUCAUCCAACAUCCGGGCGUGAGCAGGAGAGGAACCCCGGCAUGACAGGCCACAUCAGUGGAGGAAUGGGCUGGGCAGGGGAGAUGCCUCCCGCAGGUGUAGUCAUGGGAACGGGAACACUGGGAGGCCACAGCGCCAGGAGAAUGGCCUUCGCCGCGAAGAGGCAGAAUACCAUUGAGCAGCUACACUUUAUCCCAGGAGGAGGAGGAGGAGGAGGAGGAGGAGGGGGGUCGGCAGGAAGCAGCGGAGGAAGUCAGGGGAUCAGGACGGGGAGUAAAAAUGAGGUGACAGUGUGAGGUUAGUGCCUAAUGUAGAGUUCAGGAUUAAAUCGAUGUUUAACUAUUAGAGGUAUAACUACAAGAACUAAAGCAUUAGAGCAGCGUGUUAGUGUCUCGGCUUCUCAAAUUGACGUCAACUUGUAGUCACAUAGCUUAAAUAUGAAUACACAGUUAAAUAUGGAAAUAUCCGUCUUACAGCCUGCAUCAGCCAUAUUUUCUAACAGAACCUGCCAUAUACAGCAGUGCCGUUACGUGUAGACAGAACAAACUGGACUGUCUGACAAGAUCCAUUAUUUGGUUUUGUAUGUUUGUCUAGAUGUACUCAGGAGCCAUAUUAGAUAGGAAGCGGAGAGUGACAUCACAGAGUUUUAUUGGAUCCAAAACCCUGAUGGAUCGUCAAGCUUCUCUGCACAUUAAAAGGGAAUUUAGUGGAUCUAAUUGAAACUGUGUGCCUGCUCAUGCGUCGUGGAACUGACUUCCUGCGGACCAUCAUGUGUUUGGAUCAGCAGAGCUGAACUCAAGCCGGACACACCUGGCAGGUCUCAACCUGUCGUCAAAAACUGCGGAUUCGCCCCUGUCCCAUACUGAUCUGAUGCCUGGGUUGCCUAGUUUAUCCAUGUGACCUUAGAUCGCUGACGGCACAGGACAUGAGCGUCGCCCCAUUUUUCAAUCAGGACCUUAAUGCAAAAAAAAAAGAAAUGGGCUACCAAAUAAUCUAGAGCCAUUGAUGAGACCUUGACAGAAACAUACAACGUCAAAUCAGCAAAGGACACUUUGCUUCACAGAAGACAAAGAGAUGGUUGCACUUACUGUCCUUCAAAGCCAUUUUAAGGUGAUACCAAGAGAACACCUCAGGGGAAGCUGGUCCGACAAUCACCCUUUGACCACAAAUUAAAACCACCGAAGUCUUGUUCACUUGUUUUGGCCGGAUUAGAGGGAGAUUAGGACGCCCUUCCCACUGACUCAAAGACUUUUGCUGUAUCAUAAUGCACAAAAGAACGCAACAAGGAAUCAUUGAAGACCAGGCUUCUCAAUACUAAGGGCUAUCCUAUCCUAUAUACUGUAGUGUGUGAUACCUGUGGUCCAUAUAGAAAUGCUAUCUCUCUCUUGAUUUCGUGUUGAUAUUGUCGUAUUGAGUAUUAAAGUGUACAAACUCAAGCACACAGACACAAACUUUGCACAUAUCCGCCCCCCAAACCCUCACCUCCUGACAGGGUCAAAUGUAUCUCCAGGUUUACAUUCAGCAACGGUUUAGUCACAAGAGAACGUUUUUAUUUUUUGGGAGGAGAAUGGCAGAAUGAGAUCGACAAGGUGAUGGUUUGAUACAAAUCUACUUUUCAUUUGGACUCUAUACACAGUACUAAAUGUAGUUGUUAUGAAUAUUAUGAAGUGUUAUGAUUAAGAAUUAUUAUAACUGUCAUGGUUAUUAUUCAGAAUUAUCUUAUGGUGUGAUGUUCCUUUACUUGGUGGACUAUGUGGACUAAGUGUUUAUUGUUAUUUUGAUAACUAGUACUUUUAUUAGUAGUUCUUUCUCUCUCUCAUACAUCUGGUUCAUAAAUUCAGAGAACAUUCCAAAUCUUGAUGCAUGCGAGCUCCAUUUACUCUCCUCCAGAUGUUUGUACUGUGCCUAGUCAUCAGCCUUAGAACACUAUAAUCUCAAUUGAUGCCACCCUGAUAUCAGCAGCCUUCUUAAUAUUGUUGUUCAGGAGAUGGCUCGGUUUGGGUCACUCCGAACCUGACGCCAUAAUAACUCUGUGUUUGUAUAAAUGUUUGUCACAGCAGGAUGGUGAGGGACCUUAUGGAAGCUUUUGAUUGCAGUAUGUUUUUUCAGGGAAAUUGUUGGGACGAUGUAGAGUAGAUUUUAUAAUAGAGCCCCAAAAGGUCUGUAGCAAAGUCUGUACAAGCCCAUAAGCCAUAUCCAUCAUUGAAGUCACACUUUGUAAAGUGGUUAAUCUAAUUUGUGCAAGUAAUGUAUUUUGUAGAGCUCGUACAAUCAGAAUAUUUUCUGUGCUUUCUUCCACUUUAUUUUGAGCAUUCAGAUGUGUUUGUAUUUAAUGCCUUGUACAGUGCCAUUACAUUUUUGUCCUUCUGCUGUCAAAAGUCUUCACAACUGAAUGGAGACAAGCUGGAGUUGAGAGGGAAAUAAAUGAAAACGGUGUGAUUCACCUUUAUGAAUUCAUGAUCGAGAUGAUCAGAGAAGUAAACAGGGGCAGUGUAAGGAUGGGCAUUUUGUUUGGUGAAGAUGGAUCUAUUUUCAUGCUUAUAUAUUUGAAAGCGACUCUUUUCUUAUAAUUCAAUAAAUCAAAAUCCUUGGAUACGGCAACAAAUUACUAAAAUAAUUUGUUUAAUAAAGUUGGUGGGAAGCAUUUUUGUCAGU